CGGCUACCUCAUUCCUGGAAUCCUAGUCUAGACAGUCUCCAUUUGUAAGCAGCCAUACAAACAUAGAAGGAGGGGACAGACAUGUCUCUAGAAUCUGCGUUUGUCAAUUCUGUUAUUACUGGUGAACGAGAGAAAAAACUUGGUAAAGGGAUCAGUGUACACUCGGACGGGAAAAUCGAGAUUGAAAGACGAAGGGAAAUAUGCGCGCAGCGAGAUACUACGGAAAGGGGGAUAUUAGGAUCGAGAAUGAUGUUGAGGAAGAAAGAUGUGGGGAGGGAAAAGUCAGAAUCGCCCCCUCCUACGUCGGCAUCUGCGGAACAGACCUGCACGAAUUCACCGGUGGUCCAACCUUCGCACCCCUCAAGCCCCAUCCCAUAACCAAGGAGACUUUACCCAUCACUCUCGGCCACGAGUUCUCUGGCGUUGUCACCGAAGUUGGGCCUGGCGUUAACACACUGCAAGUCGGUCAGCACGUUGUUGUCCAACCUACGCUCUAUUGUGGCACUUGCAGCGCUUGUUUGGCUGGGUUCGAGAAUGUGUGUUAUAAAGGUGGGUUCAUAGGUCUCAGUGGUAGUGGAGGGGGCCUCAGCGAUUCGGUUGUUGUGCCUGCGGGAUCGGUGUUGAAAUUACCAGGAAAAAUUCCGCUGGACAUUGGAGCGUUGGUUGAACCGCUUUCAGUAGCCUGGCAUGCUAUCUCCGCGGCCCAUUUAACGCAAGAAUCGACCGUUUUAGUUCUUGGUGGAGGUCCGAUUGGAUUAGCGGUUGUCCAAUGUCUUGUUGCGUUGAAAACCCAUAAAAUUAUUCUGAGCGAGGUCUCAAAAUCAAGACAGCGGUUCGCGAGGGAGUUUGGAGCACACCAUGUCAUUGACCCGAAAACAAACGACUUGGUUGCUGCAAGUAAGGAGCUCUCUGGAAGUGAUGGGCCUGACGUUGUGUUCGACUGCGCUGGCGUCCCCGCAAGCCUUGCAACAGCAUGCCAAGCGGUGAAAGCGAGGGGUACAGUGGUUAAUGUCGCAAUAUGGGAGAAAGAAGUUCCCUUCCAGCCGAAUAUGCUAGUCUUUAAGGAAGCAAAGUACACAGCUGUCCUCGGUUACCAGAGGGAAGAUUUCCAGGCUGUGAUUGAUCAUUUGGCGAACGGGAGCCUGAAGCCGGAGAAGAUGAUUACUAGUAAAAUACGUUUGGAAGAUCUCGUAGAAGGGGGGAUCAAAGCCUUGAUAAACGAUAAGGAGAGUCAUGUUAAGAUUCUUGUCGAGGUUGGUGGAAAAUAG
Molecule: messenger RNA, 1268 nt
Organism: Lindgomyces ingoldianus
Lineage: Eukaryota; Fungi; Ascomycota; Dothideomycetes; Pleosporales; Lindgomycetaceae
Product: GroES-like protein
Exons: 3
Coding region: 201-1268 (355 amino acids)
Biological process (GO): butanediol biosynthetic process
Cellular component (GO): cytoplasm
Molecular function (GO): (R,R)-butanediol dehydrogenase activity; zinc ion binding
Source: RefSeq, a predicted model, not a curated record